GCCGGCCUGGGCGGCGGCGGCGGCGACGGCGGCCCCGGGGAUGCGGAGGCGGCGGCGGCGGCUGGCGGAGACGAUGCUCCGGAGCUGAGGAGACGCGGCACCCCGAGCGCCGGCCGGCCGGCCAGCGCAGCGACACGGGCCGCAUGGCGCAGCCCUCCAGCCCGGGCGGCGAGGGGCCGCAGCUCGGCGCCCCAGGGGCUCGGGACGCGCUGAGCCUGGAGGAGAUCCUGCGCCUCUACAACCAGCCCAUCAACGAGGAGCAGGCGUGGGCCGUGUGCUUCCAGUGCUGCGGCUCCCUGCGCGCCGCCGCCCGCCGCCAGCCCCACCGCCGGGUGCGCUCGGCCGCGCAGAUCCGCGUCUGGAGGGACGGCGCCGUCACCCUGGCGCCCGCCGCCGGCGAAGAGGGAGAGCCGCCCCCCGCCUCCGGUAAAGUGGGAUAUUCACAUUGUACAGAAACAGAGGUUAUUGAGUCCCUGGGAAUUAUUAUUUAUAAAGCACUGGACUAUGGCUUGAAGGAAAAUGAAGAAAGGGAGCUGAGCCCUCCCCUGGAGCAGCUCAUCGACCAAAUGGCCAACACUGUGGAGGCUGAUGGUAACACCGAUGAGGGGUAUGAGGCUGCAGAUGAAGGCCCGGAAGAUGAAGAUGGAGAAAAGAGAAGCAUCUCAGCUAUUCGGUCCUAUCAAGAUGUCAUGAAGAUAUGUGCUGCUCAUCUCCCAGCUGAGUCGGAGGCACCAAAUCAUUAUCAGGCAGUAUGUCGAGCACUGUUUGCAGAAACCAUGGAACUUCAUACAUUUCUGACCAAAAUUAAGAGUGCAAAGGAGAAUCUUAAGAAGAUUCAAGAAAUGGAAAAGACUGAUGAAUCUAGCCCAGAUCUGGAGGACCUGAAAAAUGCAGACUGGGCACGAUUCUGGGUACAGGUGAUGAGGGAUUUGCGAAAUGGGGUAAAACUUAAGAAGGUCCAACAGCGGCAGUACAACCCGUUGCCGAUUGAAUACCAGCUCACCCCUUAUGAGAUGCUCAUGGACGAUAUUCGGUGCAAAAGAUACACCUUGAGAAAAGUAAUGGUAAAUGGUGACAUUCCCCCUCGGUUAAGAAAGAGUGCUCAUGAGAUCAUCCUUGACUUCAUCAGAUCAAGACCCCCUUUAAAUCCAGCCUCAGCCAGAAAAUUGAAACCAACCCCUCCACGACCUCGGAGCCUCCAUGAAAGAAUAUUAGAGGAGAUCAAAGCAGAAAGAAAGCUGCGGCCUGUCUCACCAGAAGAGAUUAGACGGAGCCGACUAGAUGUCACUACCCCAGAAUCUCCAAAGAAUGUUGGGGAAUCAUCUAUGGUGAAUGGAGGCUUAACAUCUCAAACGAAAGAAAAUGGGGUAGGUGCUGCCCUGCAAGGGCCUGCACAGCGGAAGAAGCUUCUCAAAGCCCCGACCCUGGCUGAGCUGGACAGCUCUGACUCUGAGGAGGAAACCCUGCACAAGUCCACCAGCAGCAGCAGUGCGUCUCCCUCCCUCUAUGAGGACCCGGUACUGGAGGCCAUGUGCACAAGGAAGAAGCCUCCAAAAUUCUUGCCCAUCUCAUCAACACCCCAGCCAGAGAGACGGCAGCCACCCCAGAGGCGCCAUUCCAUUGAAAAGGAGACACCUACGAAUGUGAGGCAGUUUCUGCCGCCGUCCAGGCAGAGUUCACGCUCUCUCGUUCCUAGGAUAACCAGUGUAUGGCCCAGGACGCCUUUCAGACCACUUUUCUCUACCAUACAAACAGCUUCUCUGCUGAGCUCUCAUCCUUUUGAAGCAGCCAUGUUUGGGGUAGCAGGGGCUAUGUAUUAUCUGUUUGAGAGAGCUUUUACCAGCAGGUGGAAACCCUCAAAGGAGGAAUUCUGCUACCCAGUGGAGUGCCUCGCUCUCACUGUGGAGGAAGUGAUGCAUAUUCGUCAGGUCCUGGUGAAAGCAGAGCUGGAAAAGUACCAACAGUAUAAGGAUGUCUACACUGCCCUGAAAAAAGGAAAGCUCUGCUUCUGUUGCCGAACCCGGAGGUUUUCCUUCUUCACGUGGUCCUACACCUGUCAGUUCUGUAAGAGGCCCGUGUGCUCACAGUGUUGCAAAAAGAUGCGGCUGCCCUCCAAGCCAUAUUCUACUCUACCUAUCUUCUCGUUGGGACCUUCUGCCUUGCAAAGGGGGGAAAGUUGUACAAGGUCAGAAAAACCCUCCACUAGUCACCAUCGGCCACUUCGAAGUAUCGCCAGGUUUUCCUCAAAAUCGAAGUCGGUGGACAAAUCAGAUGAAGAACUCCAGUUCCCCAAGGAGUUCAUGGAGGAUUGGAGUACAAUGGAGGUCUGUGUAGACUGCAAAAAGUUCAUUUCUGAGAUCAUCAGCUCCAGCCGGCGCAGCCUGGUGUUGGCCAACAAAAGAGCCCGGUUGAAAAGGAAGACACAGUCUUUCUACAUGUCCUCGGCAGGCCCCUCGGAGUACUGCCCCUCCGAGAGGACUAUCAACGAGAUCUGAGCCCUGUGCCUUCCUUUUGCUCUUGUGUCCAGAGGCGCGCGCCUCAGUGCAUCAGUGCUGCAGGACUCUUCCCGGGGUCUGACCGAACAGGCUCCAUCUGCAGCAGGGCAGGCUUGUGCCGCACCUUGUGGCACAGACUCAAGGCUGUGUUCAGAUCGGUCGAUGGUACGAGGCAGGUCAGCCAGUUGCUCAUUUGCACUCAGAAAGCCUAAAACUUGAUUUUGUGUAUGUGAAUAGGGAAGCCAGAAACUUCCUUAGUUCAGUUUCUCAAUGUUCUUCAGAUAAUUUCCUAAGGCAAAGCUUCUUGUGUGUGAAGUCAGUCUGACAGAGUGUUGAUGUUAGCACAGUUCUAAGCAGUAAGUCAUAUUGGCAUUCCACUUGACAGUGUUCCUAUCCAUGUACAUAACGGUCCAAAGCCCUGCCACACACCGGCUCCCUGGGGUGGGCCACGUUGGCUAUUGUCUCACAGCACAAACCUUGAAGGCCUUGCUGAUAAUUCUCCUACUUUGGGGCUCCGGCUGCAUCCAGUGCAGAACAUCCAAGGAAGCCGGACAGAUAGCCGCUUCCCUGAGUUGCCUGGUCUACCCAGGCACCAUGCCUCCCUGUCCCUGGGCUGCUGACAGGGCCCUCAUUCCCUGUUGUGUAUAUAUAUGGUUCUGGUUUUAUAACACACGUUUAAGAAUUAAAAUUUUGUGGACGUUUGAGGAAAAAGGAAGACUAAAAUUUUGUCAAGCAGCUAAAUGUGUUUUGAUAGACUGUGACAGGCUGUGACCGCAGAGGGUGCCACAGAAAAGAACUACAUCUCAUACGGUUUUAGCAACAUUUUCCAUAACUUUCUAGUGUGGCCAUUGUGACUAAAUUAACCACAGUUUGGUACCUGAGACUCAAACUGAAGUUUAUUUUUAUAAAUGAAUUUUAAAAGAAAAAUCCUGGCUGUUUAAAUUGUCAAGAAAAUUAACCUGCUGCCGUGCAUAACUUUGGGAUGCUUUCUGCACUAGUUGUCUUGUAAGUGUUCCCAAGUUUCUGACAAAGGGCAGUUGGCAGGCAGUGUUAGGCACCUGAAAUUCCUCAGUUCCUGUGACACAUGCCAUGGGCUGUCCCUCAUUUCCAUAUGCCUAGAAAUAACCGGUCAGUCAGAUUGCCACUAAUGGUUGGAAAAUCAGUUACGGCACAUGCACAGUAAUUCCUGAAAGCUAUUAAAAACACUCUCACACACCACUGAUGACAGCUCCAUUUAAUGAUGAAAGGCAUGACAGUUGCAUUUCAUACCAACAUCAAGAUAAAGUAACAUUGCCACAUUAAAUUGACAGUGACACCUCAGAAAUGCUCCAGUAGUCAUUUCUAACGCAUUGAGAUUUAUAGUUUAGCAAAUGGCUUUAAAUUACUUAUACUGACGAAAUAAACUUUACCAAUUGACUAAAGUAAUGCAUGUUAGUAGUUCCUCUGUACUGCAUGUAGAAGUGGGCCACCAGAAAACCCUUACCAACUACAUUCCGGCUGUGUUCAAGACUUGUUUAAGAGCUGUAAAAACUGCAUUGUGUAAAUCCCAGUUACACAGUUUCCCCUGAGACCAUCUGAACUUUACACUGCUCUUAAAACUUUAAGUUCUAAAACCAGAACAAAACGAACCUGACCUCCGGGAAGGGAGCAAGGCAGAAGGAAUGGAGGUCCCUGUGUAGGUUUAUAAGCAUGCGUCUAGGGUAACACGCUUCUGUAAAACGGUGACUAAUUACUGUCUGGCUUCCCACAGAAGACACUGAGCCACACCCCCCAAGUGAAAAUUUCAUUCCCAUUCACAAAUCAAUGACCUAGUAAACCUCAUGGAUUUGACCUCAUUCCUUCAGGCUUAUAGUACUGUGCAUAGUGGUUUGGGCAUUGUGGGCACUUUUACUAGAGCAUCAGGAUGUAAAUCUUUGGGCACAUUUGCCAAGUGUGCUGAAGAGUUCAAGUAUAUGCCAUGCUCAGUAAAACCACCUGCAAGAAGUGGUGGAAAGUGGCAUAUGACAAUGUGGAAAUGGUAGAAUAAAACUGUUGUUUGAGGAACACCAAAAUAGAUGUGUGUGUUUAACUCCUCCUUGUCUACAGGACAGACUUUCUUCCCCAGCACACACAAGAAUCGAGGACUCCAUAGGCUAAGCACUCCAGAGCUGGCUCAACUUGUGUUGCUUGCUUUACAAGGCCUGGCUGACAGAGGUCAGCUUCCUGUCCCCAGUAACCUCCAUCUGCAGGCCCUUUGUCCCGCUCCCUUCCCGCUGUGCUGCUGUUCCAGUUCACAGUUGUUAUGACUGACCCCAGAGUAUGAUGCCUCUCCUGACCACAUCUGGAUAUGGUCCCUUCCUGACCCCUCCAGGCAUGAGCACCAGUUCCCAUAGACCGACCAUGAGGUCAGAGUAUGUAAGAAUGCUUGUAAAUAUUGUAACAUAUUCAUUAAUAUUUGAAAGACAUUUGUUAUCAGCAGUGGGAAUUAAUUCUCUCAAGAAAAGUAAAAAUUAAAUAAUUGAUUUGUA
Molecule: messenger RNA, 5002 nt
Organism: Peromyscus leucopus (white-footed mouse)
Lineage: Eukaryota; Metazoa; Chordata; Mammalia; Rodentia; Cricetidae
Gene: Spire1
Product: spire type actin nucleation factor 1
Biological process (GO): establishment of meiotic spindle localization; Golgi vesicle transport; intracellular transport
Cellular component (GO): cytoplasmic vesicle membrane; cell cortex
Molecular function (GO): actin binding
Source: RefSeq, a predicted model, not a curated record